This is a messenger RNA of Daldinia childiae, 2004 nucleotides long. Its product is annotated as Endosomal/prevacuolar sodium/hydrogen exchanger. Gene Ontology annotation, molecular function: sodium:proton antiporter activity. The record is from RefSeq and is a predicted model, not a curated record. The coding region runs from base 1 to 2004 and encodes 667 amino acids. Lineage: Eukaryota; Fungi; Ascomycota; Sordariomycetes; Xylariales; Hypoxylaceae. Gene Ontology annotation, cellular component: early endosome; late endosome; fungal-type vacuole membrane. Gene Ontology annotation, biological process: vacuolar acidification; sodium ion transport; proton transmembrane transport. The transcript is spliced from 5 exons.
AUGUUAACAGAAAUUGCUGGCUCCAUUAUGGAGCUUGUUCGACGAGAGGACGAAGAGACAGAUCCUGAUGACGCCGACUCGGGACAGAAGGAAAUAUUCGCAUCAUGGGCGCUAUUCAUAUCAAUUAUGCUCCUCAUAAUUGCCUUCUUCACCAGCUAUAUGCUACAGCAGAAGAAGGUCCAAGCUGUCCAUGAAACAGUAAUCUCUAUUUUUGCUGGAAUGACCGUAGGGUUAAUUCUUAGAGUGAGCACCGGCCAUUCUAUUCGACAACUCGUUAGUUUCGACUACCAGAUCUUCUUCAACUUACUACUACCACCUAUCAUCCUAAACUCCGGAUACGAGCUACAUCAAGCCAAUUUCUUUCGGAACAUUGGUACUAUCCUGACCUUUGCCUUCGCCGGUACUUUCUUGUCUGCCGUAGUAAUCGGCUUGCUGUUAUGGCUGUAUACCCGAAUACCACUUGAAGGGCUUGAGAUGACAUUUAUUGAUGCCAUCUCUGUUGGUGCAACUUUAUCUGCUACGGACCCAGUCACUAUCUUAGCCAUCUUCAAUACCUACAAAGUGGACCCAAAACUAUAUACCGUUAUCUUUGGCGAGUCUAUCUUGAACGAUGCUAUUGCGAUUGUCAUUUUCGAGACCGCGCAGAAGUACAAGAGCGAUUCCGCAGGUGCAUAUGGGUUUUUGAGUUUCCUCGAAGGUGUGGGCAUCUUCUUGCUCAUCUUCUUUGGUAGCUUGCUUAUCGGGGUUCUGGUUGGCGUUGGUACUGCGCUGGCUCUGAAAUUCACCUAUAUCAGGAGGUACCCUCAAAUCGAAACUUGCUUGAUCGUGCUAAUCGCAUAUGCGAGCUACUUCUUUUCUCAAGGAGUAAAGAUGUCAGGUAUCGUGUCUUUGCUGUUCUGUGGUAUUACUCUUAAGCAUUACGCAUACUUCAACAUGUCACGACGAACACAGCUCAGUACCAAGUACUUCUUCCAAAUAUUAGCCCAACUUUCCGAAAAUUUCAUCUUCAUCUAUUUAGGCCUAUCAUUAUUCACGGAUAAUGACCUCCAGUUUCAACCGCCCCUGAUAAUUGUCACCAUCAUCGCCGUUUGUGCCGCGCGAUGGGUAGCCGUGUUUCCGUUGUCUAGGGCUAUCAAUUGGUUUCACCAUUAUCGGGCACGGCGUCAGGGUAAGGAGGUUAGCGACGAGCUUCCGUACAGCUACCAAGCUAUGCUAUUCUGGGCCGGCCUACGGGGAGCUGUCGGUGUGGCGCUGGCCGCUUUACUAACCGGGAAAAACUCGUACGCGUUGAAGGCUACUGUGCUCGUCGUGGUAGUGCUCACUGUGAUCAUCUUUGGCGGCACUACGGCACGAAUGUUGGAAAUACUGGGUAUUAGGACGGGUGUUGUCGAAGAGGUUGAUAGCGACGACGAAUUCGAUAUCGAGGCUGCGCCAUCAGGCUCUUAUUAUAAACGGUCUGGAACCGGAAUCGGAUAUAAUCCCCGACAGAGAAAUGGGUCUGUGCGUCUUAAUCGGGUGGAUUCUGGGAGACUCCAGCAACCCGCUGGACCAGAACGAGGAAGUUAUGUAUCAGGGCAUCGUUCACCGUCUUUCCCAACAUCACGUGCUACUAGUUCCAGCCGUAAGGGUUCUCGCCAAGUUGGUGAGGAUGUCGAACGAGCGGACCUCCUAGGCCGUGGCGGUAAUGUGACCGACUCGGAUCUCGGAAGCGAUAUUGACACAUCAGAUCUCCCGCCUCCAGCACGUAAAGCACCGCGGAGCCCUAUUCUUACACCUAGCGGGACGUCAGAAGAAGAAGGUGUAUUCUCAUACCCAACCUCAGGUCACCGAGAGGCAGCACCCGUUUCUGCUAGGGCAGCUAUUAAGCAAUUACUUACCGCUCAGGACCCCCAGGCCUUGUUUAGACAACUUGAUGAGGAUUACAUCAAGCCUAAACUGCUCCUUGAUGGGGGUAACGGAGGCCCAAGCGGUGGGAGAGGGAAUGGUGGUGAGGACUCUGAAUGA